This is a messenger RNA of Pararge aegeria (speckled wood butterfly), 1110 nucleotides long. RefSeq lists its product as uncharacterized. The record is from RefSeq and is a predicted model, not a curated record. The coding region runs from base 1 to 1110 and encodes 369 amino acids. The transcript has 3 exons. NCBI's taxonomy places the organism in Eukaryota, Metazoa, Arthropoda, Insecta, Lepidoptera, Nymphalidae.
AUGCAAGCAAUUUUACUUAUUUUCGAAAUCAUAUGUUUACUUGAAUACAAUUCUUGUUCACUUUUGUCUCGAAUGAAAAAUCAUUAUGAAUACGUUUCUCAAGAGAGCACCAAAGCACUAUAUACGGAAGAUUUAUAUGAUUUUGAAUUUACAAAUAUUAAAACUACAAUGAAAUCAAGUUUUUUGAAAGUUUUCAAUGAAAUAGAUCACGCUGAGGAAGAUUUUUACCACAUUCCACAUAUUAUUAAAUUAAAUAUUACCGAACGGAACCGAAAGCGGACUAACAUAAACAACUUUGAUGAGGAUUUUAACAACUUUGAUGAGGGAAAUUCAGCCACACCUGAAACUUCAAAAAACACUGAACAGGGCCCUCUAAAUGAUUCGAGUAUGGUCUCUCCAACCAAUACGAGUCCUCCAAUGUCUACGACCAGUCUGAGCCCUCUGAACAAUACGAUCACUGUUAGUCCUGUCACCUCGCCCACUUCAACAAGUUCGACCAUUUUGACUACUAAAAAUACAACUUUGAACAUUACGACCACUACAUCGAAAAACGAAACAGUAAAAUCAUAUUGCUACAGAUGCGGUCUUAAUGAAACCAGAAUUCCACCCGCCUACUGUUAUUAUAUCUUUGAGGGAGGAGAUGAUAAAAGUUUCAUCACACGAAAGCAUCACUUUAAGAUAAAGUGCAUUCGCAGUGAUACAGUGAAGGAAGAAAAACGAAUUGCAUUUGGACCUUCAUACAGGCUAGGCUGUUUCAAAAGAUUUCUAGAUGUGGGUAUCGAAUAUAAUGAGCGGGGAUGUAGAACAGUAGUGCCUACUAAGGGAAAGAGUUUUGCAUCGAAACGUUUCGCGAAGAUGGAAUACCUACUGAAGCACGUAGACGAUGGCUGUGUAUUCAGUCCUUACGCGACAGUAACACCAUUUAGUCGAUCCAUUUCACUUUAUGCUCGAUACCAUGUAUGCGUAUGCAGUCAAAAAUAUUGCAAUCGAACUAACUCUAUCAAACUGAACCUCAGAGAAUCUAAUAACCUCCCGAAUCCUGAUAAAAAUGCGCACACAAUAAAAAGGACUGCUGCUAUCCUUUUGUGUUGUUUGUCAUAUUUCUUCUAA